AUGGACAAGGACACCGAAUCCUUGCCGAGGCCACCGAGCAGCGAUGAGACCCUGUACUGCGAGGCCGACGCCUCCACGGUGGUCGUGGAGAAGGACAAGACGGCUCAGGAGAAUCCAGAAACAGACCUGGAGGUGGAAGACACGGAGAAAUUCUUCACCACUGGGCAGAAGGAGCUGUACCUGGAGGCCUGCAAGCUGGUGGGCGUCGUGCCCGUCUCCCGCUUCCUUCGCACCAUGGACGAGACCGUGGUGAACCUCAACCACCAUGGGCUGGGGCCCAAGGGGAUCAAGGCCAUCGCCAUCACCCUGGUGUCGAACACAACUGUGACCACGCUGGAGGUGGCAGACAAUUUCAUCACGGAGAAGGGCACGAAGUACCUGAUGGAGAUGCUCCAGGAGAACUACUACCUGCAGGAGCUGAAUAUUUCCGAAAACCAACUGGGAUUCGAGGGAGCCAGAAUCAUCUCAGACUUCCUUCAGAAAAAUUCCUCUUCCGUCUCCAAGCUCCAGCUCUCAGGAAACUGCCUCGGGGACAGCGCCGCGGAGCUGCUCUGCCAAGCCCUGUCGUACAACUACCAGAUUAAGGUGUUGGAUCUCAGCCACAACGAAUUCGCUGAUAAGGCAGGGGAGGAGCUGGGACUGAUGCUGAGCCUCAACAUCGGACUCAAGUCUCUGGACCUGAGCUGGAAUCACAUCCACACCCGCGGAGCCGUGGCCCUGUGCAGUGGCCUCCGGACGAACGUGACCCUGGAGAAGCUGUAUCUCUCCAUGAAUGGCUUUAGGAAUGAGGGGGCUUCGACCCUUGGGGACAUCCUCAAAGUCAACAGCUGCCUCACCCAUCUGGAUAUCAGCAGCAACGACAUCAGCAAUGAAGGAGUGAACAAAAUCAGCCGAGGACUGGAGGUCAACGAGAGCCUCAAAAUUCUGAAUCUUUUCCUGAACCCCAUAAAUGUGGAAGGGGCUCUUUUACUCAUCAUGGCCAUCAGGAGGAACACCAAGUCCGUGAUGGAAGAGCUCGACAUUUCUAACGUGCUGGUGUCCGAGCAGUUCAUCAAGAUCCUGGAAGGUGUGUACGCCAUGCACCCGCAGCUGGACGUGUGCUACAAGAGCGUGCAAGGCCAGAGCGCCAAGAAGAAGGCGUCCAAAUGGAAAAACUGCCUCAAGAUGAUACAGAAAUAUGCGGAUCAAAACAAAAUCUCCAUCACAGAUUUUUUCGUGCGCCUGAACCCCAAGGGAACCCUCAAGAUGCCCAUAGGCGAGUUCCGGAAAGUUCUGGUGCAGCAGCACGACGUCCCUCUCACCCGGUACCACAUCAGGGAGCUCAUCAAGGAACUCGAGGACCAGACGGGCAUGGUGGACUUCAGUGUCAUCGCAAGGGAGAAGUUGUGGCAGCCGCCUGCUUCGGAAGAACGCAUGCAGACCCGAGGGGCUCCUGUGGGCCCAGUGGCCCCGGGAGUGGGCGAAGCACCUGCUGGACACUGA
Molecule: messenger RNA, 1482 nt
Organism: Sorex araneus (European shrew)
Lineage: Eukaryota; Metazoa; Chordata; Mammalia; Eulipotyphla; Soricidae
Gene: LRRC74A
Product: leucine rich repeat containing 74A
Exons: 14
Coding region: 1-1482 (493 amino acids)
Molecular function (GO): protein binding
Source: RefSeq, a predicted model, not a curated record